Messenger RNA from Heterostelium album PN500, 864 nucleotides. Its product is annotated as ankyrin repeat domain-containing protein. The record is from RefSeq and is a predicted model, not a curated record. The transcript is spliced from 5 exons. Gene Ontology annotation, molecular function: protein binding. Bases 1 to 864 code for a protein of 287 amino acids. Lineage: Eukaryota; Evosea; Eumycetozoa; Acytosteliales; Acytosteliaceae.
AUGGAUCCUAAAGAUAAUAGUAGUAAUAAUCAUCUAAAUUCAUCGACAGCUUCAUCACAGAGCAGCGUAAUAGCAGCAACAACUUCAAUACCAUCAUCACCACAAGCUCAACAACAACAACCAAGUAGUAUUACACAUACACAUUCAUCCUCAGUAUUAUCAGGUCAGCUUCAAUUCUCAAUACUCGAGAAUAUUUCAAACACUGUCGAUAAAUCAACUAUCAAAGAUCAUCUUAAGAAACAUGGACUGAAUCUAAAGAAUAGUCGUGAUCAAACGUUAUUCCAUAUUGCUGCAAUGAAUGGAAAUCAAGAAGUUAUUAGACAAUGUUUAAAGAAAAAAUAUGUAAAUUUAGAUGAAGUUAAACCACUGACAUUAAGAGAUAAAGAUGGAUAUACACCGAUUUUGUGUGCGAUCAACUUGGGUCACUUGGAUAUUGCUGAGAAAUUGCUAUUGAAAAAUUCAGAUCCCAAUGCAACCACUGUCAGUGGAUCAUCGUCACUUCACUUGCUACCACGACACUACAGACAUCCGAAAGCAAACAAAUUGGCGACACUUCUUAUUGAAGCGGGUGCAUACGUCAACCAUAAAGAUUCCAGAUUCGAAACACCAUUACAUCGUGCAACUCUACAGAGUGCAGUAGAUAUGAUAACAUUGGAAAUUAACAAACAUAUUCAUUAUAAUCAUGAAAAAAUACGAGGAAAGACAUGUUUACACUUGGCAAUAGAAAAUAAACGGGUCGAUCUUUUGGAAAUGUUUUUAGAGUAUGGUGCAAUCUUUACAAAGUCAUCUUCCAACUUUCCAUCACCCUUGGAAUUUGCAAAACAAUCUGAAGAUCCAACUAUUUUAAAGUUUUUCAACGUUUAG